UAAAAACACAAUUCUAACCUUAUGUCCAAUCUUUAUAUUUUAAUACAUUUAGGAAUAGAGACGAAUAUUUAUGUUUCAGUCUUGUAACAAAUAAAUUUUAAUGUCUCUGCGAAAAAUGAAGCUAUUGGUUAAACACAUUAACCCUACGUCGGGUUCACAUAAUGCGUCUGUUAUUUUUCUCCAUGGUUCCGGAGAUACUGGAAGGAAUUUAAUUGAGUGGGUUCGAUUUCUACUGGGUCGUGAUAUGGAAUUUCCUCAUAUAAAAGUAAUCUACCCUACCGCACCAUUUAAGCCAUACACUCCACUUGGCGGUCAAAUGUCAAAUGUCUGGUUUGAUAGGCAAACCAUAUCUAUUGAAGCACCUGAAAAUCGCCAAAGUUUAGAAGAUAUUUAUGAAAAAGUCAAUGAAAUGAUCAAUGAAGAAGUCUCACAAGGUGUACCCGUUAACCGAAUUAUAGUAGGUGGCUUUUCGAUGGGUGGCGCUUUAGCAAUGCAUGCCGGAUAUCAUUUGAACAAUAAGCUGGGUGGAGUUUUCGCUUGCUCAUCAUUUCUGAAUCGCAAUUCAAUUGUUUAUGAAUCGCUUAAGAACAGUUCAAAGGAUAACAAUGUUUUACCAGAGCUUAAAAUGUUUCACGGCGGUCGGGACACAUUGGUACCUAUUGAAUGGGGAAAAGAAAGUUUUGAUAACUUGUCGAAACUUGAAGUGAAGGGAACUUUUACUCCACUUAAAAACACAUUACAUGAACUGAAAAAGCAAGAACUAUUGGAUUUGCAGGAAUGGAUUUUACAAAAAUUGCCACCACUUGAAUAAUUGUGUUAAGUAAAAAUUUGUAUGUAAUAAUUAAAAAGUUUCUUUGUAAAUAAACGGAAAAGUGAUUUUACAUCAAGACCCUAAAAA
Messenger RNA from Lucilia sericata (common green bottle fly), 898 nucleotides. Its product is annotated as lysophospholipase-like protein 1. Bases 101 to 811 code for a protein of 236 amino acids. NCBI's taxonomy places the organism in Eukaryota, Metazoa, Arthropoda, Insecta, Diptera, Calliphoridae. The transcript is spliced from 2 exons. Gene Ontology annotation, biological process: protein depalmitoylation. Gene Ontology annotation, molecular function: carboxylic ester hydrolase activity; palmitoyl-(protein) hydrolase activity. The record is from RefSeq and is a predicted model, not a curated record. Gene Ontology annotation, cellular component: cytoplasm.